AUGGCGGAGUCCACCCACGACCACCUGUUCAAGCUGCUCAUCAUCGGUGACUCGGGAGUCGGGAAGUCUUCCAUCCUGCUUCGCUUUUGCGACGAUGAGUUCAAUGAGAAGCAGGCUUCCACCAUUGGCGUGGACUUUAAGACCAAGUUCAUGCAAGUCCGGGGCAAGAAGCUCAAGCUUGCACUUUGGGACACUGCCGGCCAGGAGCGAUUCCGAACCCUCACCUCUUCGUACUAUCGCGGAGCGCAGGGAAUAAUCCUCUGCUAUGACUGCACCCAGCGGAGCAGCUUCGAGCAUGUGAAGUUCUGGCAGGAUGAGGUCAGGAAGUACUCCACCAACCAGGAUGCCAUCUUGAUGCUCGUCUCCAAUAAGGUCGACCUGGCUGACCAGCAGGUAACCCGAACGGAGGGCGAGGAGCCGCCUUCUGCCGCAAUUGGUAGAGCCUGGUUCGAGUGUCCUUCGCGUCUUGUGCUGUUGUCCUUCUUGACGAAGCCUCCUGCCCUUUGCCAAGAUUUGCAUGCGUUCCGCAGGGUUGGUCUCCGGCGUUAUGGAGGAAAGUCUGCAGAAUCAGAAGUGGCUCCCAUUUUCCUGGUCCGCCAUGGGCAAUCCACCUGGAACCUGGCAGCAAAGCGGCUAGACCUCUGGACCAUGUUCAGCCAGGUGGAUCACGCGUUGACUGCGGAGGGCGUGGCCCAGGCCUCUCGGCUGCGGACCUCAAGCGAGGCAGCCCUCAGUCGGGGAGACGUUGAGGCGGAGCAGUUCCUGUCCCCUGCGACACGGGUCUUUGCGUCCCCUCUCUCACGGGCGGUGGCAACCAGCAUCGUGGCAUUGGGGCUGGAGAGGAAGAUGACGCUGCUGCCGGACGCACGUGAGCUGGCCUACCCAUGGUGUGGACCAGACUCGAUCGGUGCUGCAGUUGGAGAGGGCAUUCCUGAAAGAGCAAUUCAAGGACUAUGCAAGGUGGAGUCCAGCUACUGCAACGCAUCGACAGCAGAAUUGGCCGCGAAGAUGAUCGACGCCUCUGCCGCCAACGAUGUUUGGUGGAAUCGAUUUCGUGAGUCCCGCAGUCAGAUGCAGCAGAGGCUCGGAAGCCUUCUGAACAAGCUUCGCCCUGCCGACGACCUUUCCUCGGCGAGCAUAUUGGUAUGUCACAGCCUGCUGAUCCAGCGCCUCUUCAAAGACUUUGCAUCACCACAGAUGGAGGCAGAGAUGCCACAGCUAUUGUCCCAGCUGCGAGCGAAGAAGCUGCAGAACUGCGGUGUGGUGAAAGUCUUGCUUGACGACCACGGCUUAAUCAGCGGCGCCCAGCUCAUCUUUGAUACCAAGCUUGUGUAA
Molecule: messenger RNA, 1335 nt
Organism: Symbiodinium natans
Lineage: Eukaryota; Dinophyceae; Suessiales; Symbiodiniaceae
Source: the annotation of a GenBank genome assembly